AUGCCAAACCGCAAAGAAAGCCAAGAUGUUAAGCCUUCUCCCAAACCCGGAAGUGGUGAACCCGCCAGAUCACGGGUGAGGAUAGGGAGAGCAUGCGAUCGGUGCAAGAUCAAGAAGAGCAAGUGUGACGGCAACACUCCCUGUUCGGCGUGUAUAGCGGCUGAGAGCACAUGCGAAUAUAGUGCGCGGAGACGAAGAGAGGCAAGAGACUGGUACUUGGGUAUGCAGGAUGUGAUUGAUGAGGCGUUGCAGAGACUCUAUUGGGCAUGUCGGGAAGGCCGUGGAUUCCCAGGGGUGAUUCCAGACGAGAGCGGCGGUCGUGUAUCCACUGACGCGAUUCUGCAAGGAUUGGGACUGAACCCUCCACGGCUAGACAAUACAAGUACACGCCCGGCCGGUGACCGGGUAGAUUCCGCUUCGGAUACACAGGCUCAGCCACAUCGUCCACAAUCAUAUCGUCCACCAGAUUUUCAGCCACCGAAUCUGUUGCGCACCAAGACCACCUCUUCUGUCAUGACUCCAGGGUCGACGGCUAGUGAUGACAGACUCACCUUUGUAGAAGCGGUGACUGCCAGUGCGGGUCAAAGAGCAAAACGAACGUCAGUGAUGGAGGUAGAUGGUGAAGAGGAGGACAUGUCGGACGGCCUGCCGGACGGUCUUCCUGACAGCCUUGGUCAACAGUUCCACGAGAGGAUGGACGGUAGUGUUGAUCCUGCUGUACUGCAAGAUGAACACGUGGGUUUGAUGGACGGCUCGAUAUAUCCAGAUACGGGCGUUAUGGACUUUGACAGUGGGAGACAACCGAGUACUCAGGGCUGGCGAAGAGGCAAGCAGGCUGCGGGCGGCCAGUUCGAAGUCGAUGGCCUAGCGCAUGAAAGGUACGGGUCUGAACAACAGGCAUGGGAAGGACAGGAUCAGGGAGUCGACGGCAUGCUUCCUUGGCCAGGUAACAUGGCUUUCAUGCAAAGGAGGCCCAGACAUGAUGAUAGUCGAAGUGGCUUCGAUGAUCUUGUUGGAGAAUGGUGA
Molecule: messenger RNA, 1026 nt
Organism: Cladophialophora psammophila CBS 110553
Lineage: Eukaryota; Fungi; Ascomycota; Eurotiomycetes; Chaetothyriales; Herpotrichiellaceae
Exons: 3
Coding region: 1-1026 (341 amino acids)
Biological process (GO): positive regulation of transcription by RNA polymerase II
Cellular component (GO): nucleus
Molecular function (GO): zinc ion binding; DNA-binding transcription factor activity, RNA polymerase II-specific; sequence-specific DNA binding
Source: RefSeq, a predicted model, not a curated record